Miscanthus lutarioriparius is the source of this 1659-nucleotide messenger RNA. Lineage: Eukaryota; Viridiplantae; Streptophyta; Magnoliopsida; Poales; Poaceae. The record is from the annotation of a GenBank genome assembly.
AUGGCCGCCGCGGGGACGCAGCAGCUGGGUCGGCUUCUCGGCGGUCUCUGGUUCCUGGCCGCGUUGCUGCGGCCUGGCGGCGCGGCGGCGGCGGCCGGGCAGCCGGCGGUGGCCACGGUCCAUGCGCGGCGCGCCGUCGCGGCGACCGGGGAGGACUUCGUGUGCGCGACAUUGGACUGGUGGCCGCCGGACAAGUGCGACUACGGCACCUGCGCCUGGGGCCGCGCCGGCCUGCUCAACCUGGAUCUCUCCAACAAGGUCCUGCUCAAUGUCGUCAGAGCCUUCUCGCCGCCGCUGGUGCUCCGCCUGGGAGGGUCGCUGCAGGACAAGGUGGUGUACGGCACGGCCGACCUCGGCGGGCGGCCGUGCGCGCCGUUCGCCAAGAACGUGUCGGAGAUGCAUGGCUUCACGCAGGGCUGCCUGCCCCUGCGCAGGUGGGACGAGCUCAACGCCUUCUUCCAGAAAUCUGGUGCCAAGAUUGUGUUCGGGCUCAACGCGCUAAAUGGCCGCGUUCCGUUGCCGGAUGGAUCCGUGGGAGGGCCAUGGGAUUACACCAAUGCGGCGUCACUGAUUCGGUACACCGCAAACAAGGGCUACCGAAUUCAUGGAUGGGAGCUUGGAAAUGAACUCAGUGGUACUGGAGUCGGAACUCGGGUUGGCGUGGACCAAUAUGCUGCGGAUGUGAUCACCCUAAAAAAAUUAGUCGACGACAUAUACCGAAGCAAUCCAUCAAGACCAUUGGUGCUUGCUCCUGGAGGAUUCUUUGACCAAGCCUGGUUUAGCCAACUUAUUGUCAAAACCAAGCCAAAUCUACUGAAUGUGAUCACCCAUCACAUUUACAAUUUAGGACCAGGAAAGGACACGCAUCUGAUUGACAAGAUUCUCAAUCCAUCAACCCUCGACGGAAUGAUAGGCACAUUCAGCAAUCUUCAGGGGAUGCUGAAAUCCUCAGGAACAUCGACCGUCGCAUGGGUUGGGGAAGCUGGAGGCGCUUACAACAGCGGACGGCACCUUGUCACUGAUGCAUUUGUGUUCAGCUUCUGGUUUUUAGAUCAGCUUGGGAUGUCAGCAAAGUAUGACACAAAGAGCUAUUGCAGACAGAGUUUGAUUGGUGGCAACUACGGCCUGCUAAAUACCACAACGUUCCAACCAAACCCUGACUAUUACAGUGCUUUACUGUGGCAUCGCCUCAUGGGAACCAAAGUUCUAGCAACAACAUUCAGCGGCACGAACAAGAUCCGCGCAUAUGCGCACUGCGCAAGAGAUUCACCAGGAAUCACUCUACUGCUGAUCAACCUCAGCGGCAACACGACGACCCAAGUCUCAGUGACAACCCAAGGGGCCGUCGCGGCGCACAAGCAUGGUGCAAGGAAGCACGUCGGCGGCAGAAAGUUCCGGCACGUCCACGCCCCCAGUUUCACCGUCGUCGAUGACGCGGCGGCCGGUGCCGUGAGAGACGAGUACCAUCUCACCCCCAAGGACGGCAACCUGAGGAGCCAGGUCAUGCUGCUGAACGGCAAGGCGUUGGCCACCGACGCGGCAGGGAACAUCCCGACACUGGAGGCUGUCAGUGUGGAUGCGGCACAGCCCAUCGCUGUGGCGCCGUACUCCAUCGUGUUCGCUCGCAUUUCACAUUUCAAUGCCCCGGCAUGUAGUUAG